UCCCUUUUAACAAUUCCACUUUUUCUCGAAGAAACCAAAAAAAGCUUAGAAGAAACAGUCAAAGCCACCGUUGAGAUUUUUCUUCAUUCUCUUUUAACAAAUGGCGUCGUUCGAUGAAGCACCUCCCGGAAACCCUAAAGCCGGUGAAAAGAUCUUCAGAACCAAGUGCGCUCAGUGUCACACCGUCGAGAAAGGCGCUGGUCACAAACAAGGACCGAAUUUGAAUGGAUUGUUCGGAAGGCAAUCUGGAACAACUCCAGGGUAUUCGUACUCUGCUGCUAACAAAAGCAUGGCUGUGAAUUGGGAGGAGAAGACUCUUUACGAUUACUUGUUGAAUCCCAAGAAGUACAUCCCCGGAACGAAAAUGGUGUUUCCCGGACUGAAAAAGCCGCAAGACCGUGCCGAUCUCAUUGCUUACUUGAAGGAAGGUACUGCAUAAGACAGUCUCUUCAAGGGAUAUAUGAAAGCAUCUGCUAUUCCAAGUGCAUUUUUUUUUCCUCACAGAUUAAUAAAUCAGACCAAACAAAAAUUUGUGGUCAUGAACUGUAUGGUCUCUUUUUGGUUUCUCUAUUAACUUUGUUGAUGUUGAGGCGAGAGUUGCCUCUCUUAUAAAGAUCGAAUUUUAUUCGUUAUUGAUGUAAAGAACCAAUUCCCACUACCUAAGAUAUAUAUAUUUUUCAUUGAGCU
Messenger RNA from Capsella rubella, 687 nucleotides. Its product is annotated as cytochrome c-2. Gene Ontology annotation, cellular component: mitochondrial intermembrane space. Gene Ontology annotation, biological process: mitochondrial electron transport, cytochrome c to oxygen; mitochondrial electron transport, ubiquinol to cytochrome c. The transcript has 3 exons. Lineage: Eukaryota; Viridiplantae; Streptophyta; Magnoliopsida; Brassicales; Brassicaceae. The coding region runs from base 101 to 439 and encodes 112 amino acids. Gene Ontology annotation, molecular function: heme binding; electron transfer activity. The record is from RefSeq and is a predicted model, not a curated record.